This is a messenger RNA of Parascedosporium putredinis, 897 nucleotides long. The record is from the annotation of a GenBank genome assembly. NCBI's taxonomy places the organism in Eukaryota, Fungi, Ascomycota, Sordariomycetes, Microascales, Microascaceae.
AUGAAGGCCACUCUCGCCCUUGCCUUGGCUAGCGCCAUGCUCGCUGUCGCCAGCCCCGUUCACAAGCGUGUUCUUGUCACCGAGCUUGAGGUCAAGACUGUCACUGCUUACGUCUAUCCCGACGGUUCUCCCGCCACCCACCUCCCCGCCCAGGCCACCGACAAGGCUUUCGUUGUCUUCGAGAACGUCCGCAAGCCCAAGGCCACCCCCGCCCCUGUCGCGGAGCCCGCCCCCGUCGUCGAGGAGCCCACUCCCGAGCCCCAGCCUGAGCCCCAACCCGAACCCGAGCCUCAGCCUCAACCUGAGCCUGAGCCCGAGCCCGCCCCCGUCGUCGAGCAGCCCCAAGCUGCCCCCGUGGUUACCCAGCCCGAGGUUGUCGAGGCCGCCCCCGCCGGUUCUGCCCGUGAGGCUUCUCUGAACGCCCACAACGUUCACCGAUCCAACCACUCUGCCCCCGCCGUCACCUGGGACGGCAACCUUGCCUCGUAUGCCCAGCAGCUCGCCAACACUUGCAACUACGGCCAUGACACUAAGAUUGGCGGUGGUGGCUACGGCCAGAACAUUGCCAUGGCCGCUUCCACCGGUACCCUCCCUGGUGAUGCCGAGGCUCUUCAGCGCUCCAUCACCGGUCUCUGGUACAACGAUGAGUUCAACUGGUACCCCGGCUUCGGCACCAACCCCGACAUGUCGAACUUCAGCAAGUGGGGCCAUCUUUCCCAGAUUGUCUGGGCUAGCACCACCACCAUUGGCUGCGCUAUCUCUUACUGCGAUGCCGGUACUCUCUCCAGCAUGAAGGGAUACUUCGUCGUCUGCAACUACGGCCCUGCUGGCAACGUUCCUAACGCCUAUGCCACCAACGUCAAGGCUCCUCUUGGCAACGCCAUCGUCGCUGCGUAA